Erythranthe guttata (spotted monkey flower) is the source of this 657-nucleotide messenger RNA. NCBI's taxonomy places the organism in Eukaryota, Viridiplantae, Streptophyta, Magnoliopsida, Lamiales, Phrymaceae. The record is from RefSeq and is a predicted model, not a curated record.
AUGGGCCAUACUACUACAUUUUUUUAUCUGGAGCGCACCAUAAAGACCGGUAAAACUGUCCGGCAAUUCAACAGAGAGUUUGUUGCGAAACAAUUCUAUUUGUUCCACAUUUUUCAAACUUCCAAUGCAUUUGGGAAUUAUUCCGACAAUGUUAUUCCGGGAGACGUUAAAGUUUUUGAUGGAGAAAUGAGAUCUCCGACAGAUUCGGAGGGCGAUGCUGAUAUCUUGCUCCGAGUGAAGAAAACCAAAAUUCAUGGAAAACUUGACGAUUGGCUCGAGUCAACUCGAAACUCGCCAUGCAGCUGGUCCGGCAUUUUGUGCGACCACCGGAAUAGCAAGGUGAUUUCCGUAAACUUAUCGAGUUUUGACAUUUCUGGUGAUUUUCCGGCCGAUUUUUGUAUGAUCUCUACUCUUAGAUUUCUGGAUGUCUCGGAUAAUAUGUUGGGCGGAAGUGUUAGUUCUGAAUCUCUUUCUCUUUGUUCCGGUCUUUUUAGGGUCGAUCUCUCAUCCAAUUUUUUAGUCGGCAACUUACCUGAAUUUUCAUUGCCGUUCUUGAACUUGAGAACGUUGGACCUUUCAUACAAUAAUUUCUCCGGCGAUAUUCCGGCGAGUUUUGCCAACUUAAGUAGACUCCAGUUUCGGUCUCCAGAAAUAUAA